Molecule: messenger RNA, 309 nt
Organism: Talaromyces stipitatus ATCC 10500
Lineage: Eukaryota; Fungi; Ascomycota; Eurotiomycetes; Eurotiales; Trichocomaceae
Exons: 3
Coding region: 1-309 (102 amino acids)
Molecular function (GO): iron ion binding; monooxygenase activity; heme binding
Source: RefSeq, a predicted model, not a curated record
AUGGAGAUUGUGCAUGCGGAGUCUGUGCAGCUGCUUAGAGAUAUUCUCGUCGAUCAUGAUGAUGGGAUGUCCAUGGAUCAUCCGAAGAGGUCUGGGGGCAGUGUUAUGACUAGUAUCCUGUACGGCGUACGAGCAUCUCCCAUUGAUGCGGUUGUAGGGGAGGAACGAGUACCUACUUUGGCUGAUUACAAGGAUCUGCCGUAUGUAGCGGUCAUUGUCAAGGAGCAUUACUGGAUUGACGGCAAACUCCUCCCGCGAGGAACAACCCUGAUCCUCAACAUCUGGGGCCUCCAUCACGACGAAACAUAA